Molecule: messenger RNA, 1194 nt
Organism: Penicillium riverlandense
Lineage: Eukaryota; Fungi; Ascomycota; Eurotiomycetes; Eurotiales; Aspergillaceae
Gene: kin28
Product: TFIIH complex serine/threonine-protein kinase subunit KIN28
Exons: 2
Coding region: 1-1194 (397 amino acids)
Biological process (GO): protein phosphorylation; positive regulation of transcription by RNA polymerase II
Cellular component (GO): cytoplasm; transcription factor TFIIH holo complex; nucleus
Molecular function (GO): RNA polymerase II CTD heptapeptide repeat kinase activity; cyclin-dependent protein serine/threonine kinase activity; ATP binding
Source: RefSeq, a predicted model, not a curated record
AUGGCAGCGUCUCCAUUUGCCUCCCGCUCCCCUUCGCAGACCGUCUCAUCGCCCAAUACCCUCCGACUGAGAGCUUCGGCGGCCCAGAACGCAUCUCAGACCUCGGUGGCCCGACGGCCGCAAAAUGCAGACCAAGAGCUUACGGAACAGCUGAACGAUGAGGUGAGGCAGAAAUACGUAAAAGACAAGAGGCUCGGAGAAGGUACCUACGCAGUUGUAUAUCUCGGCCACCUCAAGGAUGAUCCCAGCUCUCCUGUCGCCAUCAAGAAGAUCAAAGUCAAUGCCGAAUACAAAGAUGGACUCGCCAUGGAUGCCAUUCGGGAGGUCAAGUACCUCCAGGAGCUCUCUCACCCUAACAUCAUCGCGCUGCACGACGUGUUCUCGUCCAAGGACCAAAACCUCAGCCUGGUCCUGGAGUAUCUUCCACGCGGAGAUCUGGAAAUGCUGAUCAAGGAUGUCAACAUUCACUACGGUGUUGCCGACGUCAAGGCCUGGAUGGGCAUGCUGGCCCGGGGAGUGUGGUUCUGCCAUGAGAAUUUCGUGCUGCAUCGGGAUAUCAAACCCAACAACUUGUUGAUCGGCUCCGAUGGAGAGGUCAAACUGGCCGAUUUCGGUCUGGCCCGAUCGUUUGCAGACCCAAAUUAUAACAUGACCCACCAAGUGAUCACGCGCUGGUACCGCCCUCCGGAGUUGCUGUACGGCGCGCGCCAGUAUUCAGGCGCCGUGGAUGUCUGGUCCAUGGGCAUGGUCUUUGCAGAACUUCUCAUCCGGAUCCCCUUUGUGGCCGGCAACACAGACCUGGAUCAGAUCUCGAAGAUCUGCGAGGCGUUUGGUACGCCCACGGAGGAGAAUUGGCCGGGAGUCACCCAGUUGCCCAACUACAUCCCUUCGGACCGGAAUGUACCAUUACAAGGGCGCGAGUUCUUCCUGCGACAGUUCCCCAUCGCGGGACCGGUGGGUGCUGAGCUCCUCAUGUCGAUGUGUGCACUGGACCCGAGGAAACGGACCACGGCUCUCCAGGCCCUACGGCACAGCUGGUGGACCACCGAACCCAAACCGACCAAGAAGGCCGAUCUGCCUCGCAAAGCGGGUGGUGACAAGAAGAUGGGCGAUGACUUGACCCGACGGGGCGGCGAGCUGGACGACAGCACUUUCAAGAAUGCAGCGCGCCAGUUGGAUUUUGGAGCGAAGUAA